UCGUUCAAGGCUGGAUCAUAGUAGCAGCUCUGAUCUGAAGAGAAAGAGGAACCAAGAGACGACGAUACUCCGCCAAGGCAAACGGAAAAGCAGUCCCUCCUCCGACGAUCCCCCCAACUGCAGUCGCAUGGCUUCAACUCGAUCCGGCUCUCGUACCCCUUCCGGGAAAGGGAAGGGCCCAAAACCUUAUCACAAAGCCAUUUGGGACUGGGAGAACACACGUAUCUACUUGGAACUUGUUGUCAAGGAAAUAGAUGCAGGUAACAGGCCGCACAUGUCAAUAAAUCCGAAUGGGUACCGGUCUUUGGCUAAGACUUUUGAGGCAGCGACUAGGUUGACACAUAGCAUGAAACAACUGAAAAAUAAGUACAACCAACUAAAGGCAGAGUGGCGUGCAUGGUCGAAACUAAUGGAUAGCCGCAAAGGCCCCACUGGAAUUGGGUUCGACCAAGAGACUGGCUUGAUCAAUGCGUCGGAUGAAUGGUGGGCUACAAUGGAGAAGGUUGACAAAGAGUGUUGCAAGUUUAGAACAAAGAGGUUGGAUCACGAGGAAUUAAUGCGUCGUGUUUUCACGGGGGCUGCGGCAACAGGAAAAAAUGCUUGGACGCCUGGUGAGAUGCGGAACCAGCUGGAGGUGGAAGGGGAGUCCGAUAGUGCAGACUUCUCUACGGACAGCAACGAAUUGGGUGCCUCUGAAACUGCAAACUUGAUGAAAUCUGCAAACAUUACCGCAUCCGGUAGUGGUAGCAAAAGGAGGCACUCAUCUAUCACAGCUGUGCAGAAGAAACGAAUCACCGGGGCAGAAGCAUUGGCAACAAGCAUGGAUGAUUUGGUGACUUCGGUGAAAACACAAAGUAAGGAACUCACUGUUAACCAUGUUGUCGGUGGACAAAGUGUCGCUAUGGCCGAAGCUAUCCGACGUCUUUAUGAAAUUCAAGGACUUGAACAAACUAAUCCACUGCUCCAUUUCGGUAUUUCCCUUAUGGAGGUGCCCAAUAAUAGGGAGAUGGUUAUAAGUAUUCCUUCCGAUGAAGGCAUUAUCGGCUGGCUGCAGGUGAAGCAACAAGACAAAGAGAGGACGACAGCAGCUCCAACUCUUGCAAGCAUAUUGCGCAGUCAAGGACUUCGUUUCUAACUAUGCUGUGUGUUGGACUUGUUAUGGGUUACGUGUUGGACUUCUUUUCACUUAUGCGUUGGACUUCGCUUAUAUUUGCUAAAGGGCUGCGUUUUAAUGAAAUGCUUUGUGUUGGACUUCUUUUCGAACUUGUUUGUUAUGUAUUUGCUAAUGACAUGAUGUUUUCAACUAUGCUUUGUAAGGACAAUUGGUAGGGAGAUGGUUAUGCUAUUCCUUUUCUUUGCCUAGUUUUCUAA
This is a messenger RNA of Camellia sinensis, 1371 nucleotides long. NCBI's taxonomy places the organism in Eukaryota, Viridiplantae, Streptophyta, Magnoliopsida, Ericales, Theaceae. The record is from RefSeq and is a predicted model, not a curated record.